GCGGGGGCGCGGCGCGCGGAGCUGAGGCGACGGCGGGACUGCGCGACGGCUCGGGAGCUCGGCAUGGCUCGCCUCGUGCUGGGUCUGAUCAGCUGUACCUUCUUCCUAGCAGCGGAUGGUCUCUAUUCCUCCGGUGACGAUGUAAUUGAAUUAACUCCAUCAAAUUUCAACCGAGAAGUUAUUCAGAGUGAUAGUUUGUGGCUUGUAGAGUUCUAUGCUCCGUGGUGUGGUCACUGCCAGAGGUUAACACCAGAAUGGAAGAAAGCAGCAACUGCGCUAAAAGACAUUGUAAAAGUUGGUGCUGUGGAUGCAGAUAAACACCAGUCCCUAGGAGGUCAAUAUGGUGUUCAGGGAUUCCCCACCAUUAAGAUUUUUGGAUCCAACAAAAACAGACCAGAAGAUUAUCAGGGGGGCAGAACCGGCGAAGCCAUUGUAGAUGCUGCUCUCAGUGCUCUGCGCCAGCUCGUGAAGGAUCGCCUUGGGGGGCGGAGUGGUGGAUAUGGUUCUGGAAAACAAGGUAGAAGUGAAAGUUCGAGUAAGAAGGAUGUAAUUGAGCUGACAGACGACAGCUUCGAUAAGAAUGUCCUUGAUAGUGAAGACGUUUGGAUGGUUGAAUUUUAUGCUCCUUGGUGUGGACACUGCAAAAAUCUCGAGCCAGAAUGGGCCGCUGCAGCCACGGAGGUGAAGGAGCAAACCAAAGGCAAAGUGAAGCUGGCAGCGGUGGACGCCACGGUGAACCAGGUCCUGGCCAGCCGGUACGGGAUCAGGGGAUUUCCUACAAUCAAGAUAUUUCAGAAGGGGGAGUCCCCUGUGGAUUACGAUGGGGGGCGGACGCGAUCUGACAUCGUCUCCCGGGCCCUGGACUUGUUUUCUGACAACGCCCCGCCUCCUGAGCUGCUGGAGAUCGUCAACGAGGACGUCGCCAGGAGGAGCUGCGAGGAGCACCAGCUGUGCGUCGUGGCGGUGCUGCCCCACAUUCUCGACACCGGAGCUGCUGGCAGAAAUUCUUAUUUAGAAGUUCUCCUUAAGUUGGCAGACAAAUACAAAAAGAAAAUGUGGGGGUGGCUGUGGACAGAAGCUGGAGCCCAGUCUGAACUUGAAACGGCGCUGGGGAUUGGAGGGUUUGGGUACCCUGCCAUGGCGGCCAUUAAUGCCCGCAAGAUGAAAUUUGCUCUUCUGAAAGGAUCUUUCAGCGAGCAAGGCAUUAACGAGUUUCUCAGGGAGCUCUCUUUUGGGCGCGGAUCUACAGCACCUGUGGGAGGUGGGGCCUUCCCCGCCAUCAGCACCAGGGAGCCUUGGGACGGCAAGGAUGGCGAGCUUCCCAUGGAAGACGACAUUGACCUCAGCGACGUGGAGCUGGACGACAUUGACCUCAGUGAUAUGAAGCUGGGCGAUUUAGAAAAAGAUGAGCUGUGAGAGGCGUGGCACAGACUUCAGUUUUCUUUUCUUGGGAGCAGGUUUCCCCAGCAGUGCAGAAGCAUUCUUUACAAUCCGAUGAAUCUGCCAGUGGCCUUUUUCACCAAGAAGUAGCACUUGAUUGGUCAUUUGAAAACACUGCAACAGUGAACUUUUGCAUCUCAAGAAAACAGUGAAAAAUUCUAUGAAUUGUUGUAGCCAGUGAAUUGGGUUGUAUUCUGUCAAGUAAUAUCGUGAAGGAAACCGACAGGCUGUUGAAAUAUUCUUCCCUCCCUCUGAUGGCUGCUUGAAUGUUCUUGGAGGCUGUUUCUUAUAUAUAAGUUUUUUAAUGUGAUUCUUUCAUUUGAAUAUUAAUGGCUUUUUUCCAUUAAAAAAUAAAAUAAUAUUUUGGACAAUGUCAAUAAACGUAUGAAAUUAGUGUCCA
Messenger RNA from Hyaena hyaena (striped hyena), 1840 nucleotides. It is a transcript of the gene PDIA6, whose product is annotated as protein disulfide isomerase family A member 6. Lineage: Eukaryota; Metazoa; Chordata; Mammalia; Carnivora; Hyaenidae. Gene Ontology annotation, cellular component: endoplasmic reticulum lumen. The record is from RefSeq and is a predicted model, not a curated record. Gene Ontology annotation, biological process: response to endoplasmic reticulum stress. Bases 64 to 1416 code for a protein of 450 amino acids. The transcript is spliced from 13 exons. Gene Ontology annotation, molecular function: protein disulfide isomerase activity; protein-disulfide reductase activity.